Messenger RNA from Caenorhabditis briggsae, 264 nucleotides. Gene Ontology annotation, biological process: proteolysis. The record is from RefSeq and is a predicted model, not a curated record. Bases 1 to 264 code for a protein of 87 amino acids. The transcript has a single exon. Lineage: Eukaryota; Metazoa; Nematoda; Chromadorea; Rhabditida; Rhabditidae. Gene Ontology annotation, molecular function: metalloendopeptidase activity.
AUGAAGAUUCUUCUCCUCCUAUUCCUUGCCUCCUGGGCGAUUGCUCAUCCUACAGGAGAGAAUCAUCGUGACAAACGACAGGCGGCUCGAUUGUCAACGAAAUGGACUAAUGGACAAGUCAAUUACUACUUUGGAGGAACGCCGUUUCGCGAUCGGAGACCAAUGAUUUUGAAUCAGAUGAACUACAUCCAAAAUCGGACAUGUAUCAAGUUUGUGGAGAAUAAGGACGCGUAUCAAAGAAUUAAAAUCGAUUUAAACGAGUGA